This is a messenger RNA of Arvicola amphibius (Eurasian water vole), 807 nucleotides long. Its product is annotated as speedy protein E4A-like. Gene Ontology annotation, biological process: positive regulation of cyclin-dependent protein serine/threonine kinase activity. The transcript has 6 exons. NCBI's taxonomy places the organism in Eukaryota, Metazoa, Chordata, Mammalia, Rodentia, Cricetidae. Gene Ontology annotation, molecular function: protein kinase binding. Bases 1 to 807 code for a protein of 268 amino acids. The record is from RefSeq and is a predicted model, not a curated record.
AUGGGGGAAGGGACGUCAUGUGUGGAUUCAGUGAAAGUCCAGGAGGAGGGCGGGAUAAACCAAAGUCUGAGAUUUGUGGAAGGGAGGAAACAGGUUGGGAGAAUCGUGACCGCUGGCCAACUGUCAUUGUGUUCUGAGGGACAGAGUACUCAGCCUGGCAUCACCAGGCCCUCACCUGGGGUGCUGACGCAUGGGGAGAUCUCAGGACCAGCAGAACUAAGGGUGGAGGCCAACUCCCAGCCUCCAUACACCAGCCCAAAGAGGAAGAGGAACUUGUCAUCGGAUUCUGAGGAUGACCUGGCAGAGCUACUGGACCUUGAGCCUAAGCCGGUGUGGUCCGUGGAGACACUGUGUGGGCUCAGGAUGACGCUGAAGAGGAGGCGCGCGUCUAUGGUGAGGCCUGAACACCACAAGGUCUUCACCAGGAUGCUGGAGGAUCCUGUGGUGAAAAAGUUCCUGGCCUGGGACAAGACGCUGAGAGUGUCUGAUAAGUACCUCCUGUCUAUGGUCAUAGCUUAUUUCAGCCGCGCUGGGCUCUUCUCCUGGCAGUAUAGGCCCAUCCACUUCUUCCUGGCUCUGUACCUGGCCAAUGACAUGGAGGAGGACAACCAGGCCCCUAAACAAGAUAUUUUUUACUUCCUCUACGGGAAGAGCUACGCCCAGCGCCCCAUGUUCCACAAACUGCGGUUCCAGUUCCUUCGGUCCAUGGGCUGGAGGAUCUGGGUGUCCCGGGAGGAGUGUGAAGAGAUCCAGGCUUACGAUCCAGAGCUGUGGGUGUGGGCACGAGAUCGCACCAACCUCACCUAG